AUGGGUUUGGCCUCUGAACGUCUCUGUGAGAGCAAAGCCUACACUCAACCCAGUGCCACACCUACAACUCAGACCCCAAAACCACGCCCACACCACAGGUACCACCCAAUACCUGGCACACACCACCGGAAACCACUCAUUCACCAUUCACUCCCUCCAAAACCAUGCCAGUGUCAACCAGUGCCACUCCCACACCACUCUCACAGCCAAAAAAGUGCCACACUGCAGAUUCCACCCAUUACCACACCCAAACCACAGAUGCCACCCAAUACCAUGCCCACACCAAGCAAAACCACUCCCCCACUACAGAUACCACACAAUAUCACACUUACAUCACUCAAAACCACACUCCCACUGCAGAUACCAACUGGUACCAUGCCCACUCCACCCAGUGCCUCACCUACAUCAAAUAGCCAGACCCAAGCCAUGCCUAGACACGACCUCACACUCCAUCCCAAAAACUCAGACUCCACCCAAAACCUGCCAAAAAUUAUUCCACACUGCAGAUACCAUGCCAAAAGCAACCCCACACCACAGAUGCCACCUAAUACCAUGCCCCCACCACCCAAAACCACUCUCCCACUGCAGAUACCAACCAAUACAAAGCCCACACCACCCAAAAUCAUGCCCACACAGAUGUCACCCAAUACCAUGCCCACACAACCAAAUAACACUCCCACACCAAAGAAACCACCCAGUACAUUACCCACUUAA
This is a messenger RNA of Xyrauchen texanus (razorback sucker), 714 nucleotides long. RefSeq lists its product as uncharacterized. The record is from RefSeq and is a predicted model, not a curated record. Lineage: Eukaryota; Metazoa; Chordata; Actinopteri; Cypriniformes; Catostomidae. Bases 1 to 714 code for a protein of 237 amino acids. The transcript is spliced from 3 exons.